AUGCUCGAGGAACUGGCCAAAUCCUGUCCUCAAGCAGAGACACCCUCGCCGUCCUUUAAGCAAGCAUCCGGUCUCCCCGGCGCCAGCGCUCCUCCCGUAACGGCAGCGGAUGCCGGGGAGGACGGUGAAUGGGAAACGGAUGAGGAAGUGACGGGCAGUGGCAGCGACGAGGAGGACAUCCCAGACAGUGAAAUCAGCGAGUACGAGCGGAUGGAAUCACUUCGGUUAAAAAUGGUCUUUGUGGUGCGUCAGUUCACGCCCAAGCUUCCCGCGAACACGGUUGCCGAGCUUACCGCCAGCGCCGGUGUCGGCCUUGUCGAGUGGCUCAACCACCUUCGCACACGUCCGGCCGCCGCAAGCCGGACGCAAACAUCGAAGCGGGGCAGUUCCGACGAGUGUCUGGGGCACGAUUGUCUAGUAAAUCCGGAGGCGGACGAAAUAAACAAAUGGCGAACCUGGUACGCGUGGUGGGGUCGGAUUGGCUGCGCUAAGAUUGCCCUCAAGUGCUCCGAAGUGGAUGUCAUGGAGUCGGUGGUGGCCGCUGCAGUGCUCAAUCGGUUGCCAAUGUACGUAGUGCGAGUGCCUGCGCCGACGCCGGGCUCUUCCGCACGAGGACCCGCAGGCAAAGGAAAGCAGUCUGCGUCAGUGUCAACUCUCUUGGAUGCUCCAGUGCUUCCCACAAGCGCAGACGACAAUGCGAUUGCGGUGAUUGCCUUGGGACCUGCGCCAGCGGACACUUGCAUGCAGCGUAACGCUGGAAGCUCGCUCUCACCAGUGUCCUCGGGCUGGGAGGGCGGACGCGCAGGUUUCUCGUUCAGCGGACGUGGGGCGAAAUCUGGUGCGUUGUUCCGUGGGACCACGCCGGGGAGUCUUGUGCUGCUCGACGGUGCGGCGACCGUUUUCUGCGCUCCACUGACACGCAACGUUCGUUAUCAGUUCGUAAAGUGCGGCGUUCCUGUGGUGGUGACCACAGCUGCGCGGUUCGACAUCGAGGGCGAGUUCACCGUCCAGCGAGGGAUCCUCGAUUCGACGGUAGAGGAUAUUCACGCCCAACUAGAGGUGGCCAGGGCGAACGCCGUGAACGCGGUAGAGGCAAGGCGUGCGGCUGCAGAACGCGUGUACUCGGGCCCCCGGGUGAUUGUUGUGGGCGACCAGAACACCGGGAAAAGCAGCUUGUGCCGCUCGCUGACCAACCUCGCCGUCUCCAGGGAGAACGGACGCAACUACGGUGUCACCUUCGUUGACGUUGACGUCGGGCAGCAGUGCAUUACCUGUCCGGGCAGCGUUGCGGCGGCGUUUGUAGAGGGAUCGAUUCCUGUGGAUGAGGGCUUUAACGCAAUGGUGCCGCUCAGCUUCUUCUACGGAGACAAACAAGUGGGACCGACGACGCGCAAGCGUUAUCUCGACCUCUGCGCCUGCGUGGCCCAAGCGGCGGCGUCGGUCGGCUACGCGAAGCCGUCUUUUGAGUGCGGAGGGAUGAUCAUUAACACAAUGGGCUGGACCACGGAGUUAGGCCGCGAUCUGUUGUUGGAGCUCCUCUCCAUUUUUUCAGUCACCCACGUGAUUGUGACUGGGUCGGACCUGGACCUUGAAACCACCAUGCGAAACGCCGUCCUCGGUCGCUCGAUCGAGGUGAUUCGCUACCCAAAACAGGCGAACAUGCUGAGGCGUAGUGGGUCGCUGCUCUCCGACACGCGCAUGCUGCAACUUGUCUCCUACUUUUCUGGCACACACAGGACCCCUCUUUGCCCUGUGCGUGGCGUAGCCAAGAUCAACGACGUGACCUUCCUGAACGCGCUUAAUCUCGAACCCAUGAGCUGGCAAGAAAUCCGUCCCCUGAGUGUCGCGGCCGUGGUAUGGGCGAAUUCAAAGGAAACAGCCGGGGAAGCCAACGUUGCUGGUUAUGUUGUUCUCUUGGAGAUUGGAAAACGCUUCUUUUCCUUUCUCUCACCCGCAGCGGGCGACCUUCCAAAGCCUUACCCUGUGUCGACCACAAUCCUUCUUCCGGCGUCGAAAGUGCCUCCCAUCAACGUGUAG
This is a messenger RNA of Bactrocera neohumeralis, 2037 nucleotides long. Its product is annotated as protein CLP1 homolog. Lineage: Eukaryota; Metazoa; Arthropoda; Insecta; Diptera; Tephritidae. The record is from RefSeq and is a predicted model, not a curated record. Gene Ontology annotation, molecular function: polynucleotide 5'-hydroxyl-kinase activity. Gene Ontology annotation, biological process: tRNA splicing, via endonucleolytic cleavage and ligation. Gene Ontology annotation, cellular component: nucleus.